AGCUAGAUCGUCUACCUCCUCGGAGGCGGACAUGUUGGGUCCUGGCCAAAAAAGUUGGAAACAGCUGGAGCCACUACCGAGGCGCCUUGGUGCUGAAUUGGGGAAAUCUGUUGUAUAUCAAGAGACCAAUGGAGAAACAAGAGUUGAAAUAAAAGAAUCUGUUCGUGGCCAAGAUAUUUUCAUUAUACAGACAAUACCCAGAGAUGUGAAUACAGCUGUGAUGGAGUUGCUCAUCAUGGCUUACGCGCUGAAGACUGCCUGUGCCAGGAAUAUUAUUGGGGUCAUCCCCUACUUCCCCUACAGCAAGCAGAGCAAGAUGAGGAAGAGAGGUUCCAUUGUGUGCAAGCUGCUAGCAUCCAUGCUGGCAAAAGCAGGUUUAACUCACAUUAUCACUAUGGAUCUUCAUCAAAAGGAAAUACAAGGCUUUUUCAGCUUUCCCGUGGACAACCUUAGAGCCUCACCUUUCCUGCUUCAGUAUAUCCAGGAAGAAAUUCCAAAUUACAGAAAUGCAGUCAUUGUAGCUAAGUCUCCUGAUGCUGCAAAGAGGGCCCAGUCCUAUGCGGAGAGACUGCGUCUGGGUUUGGCUGUCAUCCACGGGGAAGCUCAGUGCACGGAACUGGACAUGGACGAUGGUCGUCACUCCCCACCUAUGGUCAAAAAUGCGACUGUGCACCCGGGCCUGGAGUUGCCGUUGAUGAUGGCCAAAGAGAAGCCACCGAUAACUGUAGUUGGAGAUGUUGGAGGCCGCAUCGCAAUCAUCGUGGAUGACAUUAUUGACGACGUGGAGAGUUUUGUUGCUGCCGCGGAGAUCCUGAAAGAGAGAGGCGCCUACAAGAUCUAUGUCAUGGCCACCCACGGCAUCCUGUCUGCAGAGGCCCCCCGCCUGAUUGAGGAAUCCUCCGUAGAUGAGGUGGUGGUGACGAAUACUGUCCCUCACGAGGUUCAGAAGCUGCAAUGUCCCAAGAUAAAGACUGUGGAUAUCAGUUUGAUUCUUUCUGAAGCCAUUCGGAGAAUCCACAACGGAGAGUCCAUGGCCUACCUUUUCCGAAACAUCACUGUGGAUGACUAACUUUCACGAGGGUCUGGACCCUGGACCUCCUGAGGGAAACAUGGAAAAAGCAGUGCCAUGAGUGAUACAGUGUUUCCUUGCAAGGGAGGACUGGAAACAGCCUGGAGUUAGAUAGUCUCUCCUGCCCGGAUUGAUGGGUAGGAGGGAUUGAAAGAGUCAGGAAGAAGACAGAGCUAAUGGAUAAAUGUCAUAACAUGGCUUUAUAUCUCUGCUGUCAUCAGCCCUGAUUCUUAAAAGUUCUAGCUGCUUUCCUGAAAAUAAUCUGAAAAUCUUACUGAUACUAAAGAGGAGUUAAAGGCACAUAAAGUCUUAACUCUAUAAUGUUCGUUUAGUUGUUUCAGCUCCAGGGAAAUGGAGGUAUUGAUGUUGAACCUGGUUAGGGAAGCUGAGCGCCUGUGGCUCUGUUACUAUCCAGUUGGCCUCUCCCAAAUCAACUUCAAGUCUUUUAUAGAGAAUCGUAUUUUUCUUUCAGAAAUUGUUAUGCCUACAGCCAUUGAAAAAUGAAGCAUUCAUGUUGUUACAUCUUCCAAGGAUGUCAGAUUAGAAAAUAGCAUCCCACCUCUGGAAAUCUGAGUGGCUCUGAAGUUGCAAAUAAAAGAAUUUGUUGUCUU
Mandrillus leucophaeus (drill) is the source of this 1680-nucleotide messenger RNA. RefSeq names its product phosphoribosyl pyrophosphate synthetase-associated protein 1 (gene PRPSAP1). Gene Ontology annotation, cellular component: ribose phosphate diphosphokinase complex; cytoplasm. The transcript has 10 exons. Gene Ontology annotation, molecular function: ribose phosphate diphosphokinase activity; magnesium ion binding. Bases 32 to 1069 code for a protein of 345 amino acids. The record is from RefSeq and is a predicted model, not a curated record. Gene Ontology annotation, biological process: 5-phosphoribose 1-diphosphate biosynthetic process; purine nucleotide biosynthetic process. NCBI's taxonomy places the organism in Eukaryota, Metazoa, Chordata, Mammalia, Primates, Cercopithecidae.